This is a messenger RNA of Lytechinus variegatus (green sea urchin), 1634 nucleotides long. Its product is annotated as ubiquitin-like-conjugating enzyme ATG3. Lineage: Eukaryota; Metazoa; Echinodermata; Echinoidea; Temnopleuroida; Toxopneustidae. Bases 175 to 1134 code for a protein of 319 amino acids. Gene Ontology annotation, molecular function: Atg8-family ligase activity. Gene Ontology annotation, biological process: autophagy of mitochondrion; autophagosome assembly; nucleophagy. The transcript has 9 exons. The record is from RefSeq and is a predicted model, not a curated record. Gene Ontology annotation, cellular component: cytosol; cytoplasmic ubiquitin ligase complex.
GCAGUAGUGGUUGCGCCAUGCGCCAGCUACCGUCUUGUAGUGGUUAGCUUCCGGGGCACCUGCGGAAAACUGACUGAAGUGAAGAACCGUUCUUAGUCGCUAAUAAAAUUCGUCAUUUCGACAAAUCGUGUGGACUAACGCUUGUUCUAGGAGGUCAGACGGACAUAUGCGAAUAUGCAGAAUAUGAUAAAUAGCAUGAAAGGCGUGGGCCUUGGGGUUGCUGAAUUCCUGACACCAGUUUUAAAGGAGUCAAAGUUCAGAGAGACCGGGGUGUUGACACCAGAGGAAUUUGUCGCUGCAGGGGACCAUCUCGUUCACAGUUGCCCGACGUGGAAGUGGAGUGCAGGAGAGGCGAGCAAAAAGAAAUCUUAUCUCCCAGACGAAAAGCAGUUUCUUCUCACCAAUAACGUUCCUUGUUAUAAGAGAUGCAAGCAGAUGGAAUACCAUGAGGAGAAUGAGGCUAUCAUCGAAGAGAACGAUGAAGAUGGUGGAUGGGUGGAUACACAUCAUAAUGCAGAUUUGUCAGGUACCCAAGCUGCUGAAAAGUCUAGCGAGAUGACCCUUGAUCCAAAGUCAGAGCCAACAGCUUGUGGUGAUGACGAUGACGACGAUGAUGAUGAUGAAGAAGCAGAAGAUAUGGAAGCUUUUGAGGAAAGCGGAAUGCUAGAAGCAGAAGACAAUGCCACGCUGGAUACGAGUAAGCUAAAGGGUACGGGGUCGGAGAGCGGAGGGGCCAGUGGAGAAAGCGGAAUACUGCAAACGAGAACAUACGAUCUAAACAUCACAUAUGACAAGUACUAUCAAACACCCAGGCUAUGGUUGUAUGGAUAUGAUGAGCAUCGAAAACCUUUGACUGUAGAUCAGAUGUAUGAAGAUAUCAGCCAGGAUCAUGUGAAGAAGACUGUAACAGUAGAAUCCCAUCCGAAUCUUCCACAGACGAUGUGCUCUGUACAUCCAUGCAGACAUGCUGACGUCAUGAAGAAGAUCAUUCACACAGUGCAAGACGGCGGAGGUGAACUAGGAGUACAUCUCUACCUUUUAAUUUUCCUGAAGUUCGUCCAAGCCGUGAUUCCAACGAUAGAAUACGACUACACUAGACACUUCACCAUGAACUCGCCUCUCUCAACGCGGUGAGCGAUCGUGUACCAUGGCAACGGGGCAACCGGCAGCAGCUAGCUAUCACCCUGCGGAGGCUUCUUAUCUUUAUAUAAUCAUGCAAUAUCUAAGUAUCCUAGCAAUGUGUAUGUGGAGCAGUGGGAGUAUGUGAUUCAUUGUUAGAAUUAACUUCAAAAAAUUCAAAUUCGUUCAGAUUAUAUCAUUCCAUGAAGAGUGUUUUCAUCCUUGCAAAUUUUCCUCUCUUUCCUUCAUCAGUGCUGAAGUGUUGUUUCUUCGUCCUGUAUCAUAAACACAUCAAAUCGAUAGUAACAAUCAAUUGUAACUUUUUGUUCACAUUUUCGCAGAGUUACACUUAGCUGCAAAGUUGAUUGUAAGGUUUGAUUAUACUGGGCCUUGAUUUAAUAUCAACUGCAAUAUAUGAUCAUGUUUUUUUUUAAUGUGGAUGCUGUUGCCUUGUUUGAUAUUAGGCUGUGUAAAUCUAGACAAUCUGUGAACUGUUAAGGCCACCGCACACCUUA